GCGCGUGUGGCACAUCAAAAACAUAUGAAAAAAAGUAAGUCAUACAAAUAAAUGGGUGACGUGCCUGGUGCCAACUCGGAAUAUUAUUGUUAUUUGUAAACUGAAGAAGGAAAAAAGGGUAAAAGCCCAGAAGUUGGCAACAAAUGCGCUAAGUAGAGCAGCAGCACUAGCAGCCACAGCAGCUGGAAGCAAAAGCAAACACCAAAAACAAACAACAAAAAAAACAACAAAAUAAUGGGCAUAAACGUCAGCAGAAAUGCCGACUUGGCGUCAAAUGAAUGGCUUCAGCGUUUUGUGGGGCGCCACCACAUAGCGCACGAUGACGAGGCCUACUGGAACGGACUGCUCAACUACAACAUUGUGAUGCCGGAGAACAGCCAGGAUCAGCUCAGCUUGGACUCGCGCUUGGAGACGCUGUGUCAAUCGUUUAUUGGCCACAAUCUGAAGACGGGCAAUUUUGGCUCGCUGGUGACAGUAUUUCUGGAGAAGGCGUCGGAACUGCUGUCGCUUUCCGAUCAGGAGAGCAACAUGCAUGUGUGGCAAACGUUCAAUGCACUCUUCAUCAUACGCACCCUGAUCAAAUACAUCAAUGAGACGGGCUCCGAGUUUCAGCUGCUGCAGCAUUUCGAGGCAAUGCCCAGCGCCGAGCUGCUCAAAGCAGCAGAGGAACAGCAGCAGCACCAGCCACCGGAAAUGGCGAGCAUUGCCAUUGAGGCCAGCGAACAUCAGACGCCGCUGGCAGCUAUCAUUGUGGAUGGGGCCAAGUUUGAGACGUUCAUCGAUGCGCUGGUCAAUCUGAUUGUCGUCAUACCCGUCAAGGAGUUUACCUACCAUCUGCAUCUGGAGUCGGUCAAUACGCUGAUCACGCUGCUCUCCGUGCAUCUCUUCGCCCAGCAGCUGCAGCACCAGCAGCAGCAGCCGCAGCCGCCGCCCACAGAUAAAUCGAUUGUCUUUCGCACCAUUUACAAGUGCCAGCAUGCGAAUGUGCUGAUGUCGGCGCUGCUGCAUUUUGUGGCACGCAUGGUCGAGGUACCGCACACCAUGUUCGGCUCCACUUCGGCGGGCUCUUUUGUCUUCGGCAUUGCGGAAUCGCUGCUCUCGAUUCUGACGUUUCGCAAGCAGCAGGAUGUGCUGAAGACGAGCAACGCCACCGGCGAGGAACUGUCGCAGCAGUUUCGCAACCAUUAUCCGUUGGCCAAUCAAAGUCUGCUGCUCAUCCUGAUAUUGACUAAUCAUUGCACCGCUCAGGAUAAUGCAUACCGGGCGAGCUUGUUUGGUUGCGCCGAUUCCAAGGACUCGCCCAAACAAGCCAACGGCGCCGUCUCCUUUCAGAUCGACUUCUCCGCCGUCUACGAGACGCUGUGUCGCAUUGUGACCAUCGAUCAGGCGACGCUGCUGCUCUACCUGCUGCUGCAUCGGAACGAGCGCUUCUAUCGGUUCGUGAUGCAACAGCCGGAUCUGGAACAACUGGUCAUACCCAUUCUGCAGACGCUGUACAAUGCGCCCGACAGCAAUUCCCAUCACAUCUACAUGUCGCUCAUCGUCCUGCUCAUCCUCAGCGAGGACGAGGGCUUCAACAAGAAUGUGCACACAAUCCUGCUGAAGAACAUCAGUUGGUAUACGGAGCGCACGAUAUCGGAGAUAUCGCUGGGCGGUAUCCUGAUACUGAUCGUCAUACGGACCAUUCAGUACAACAUGCUGAAGAUGCGCGACAAGUAUCUGCACACCAAUUGCCUGGCUGCACUGGCCAACAUGUCCGGCCACUUCCGUGCCCUGCACCCGUAUGUGGCACAGCGUCUAGUGUCGCUCUUUGAGACGCUGGCGCGCAAGCAUACGCGGUUGGAUGCCCAGCUCAAGGAGCCGGCGGAUAGUGCAGUGUUUGUGAAUGUAUCGACGACGCCCGAGGACAUGAUGCAGGAUCUGACUGUACUGGAGGAGGUGCUGCGCAUGGUACUGGAAAUCCUAAACUCCUGCCUAACGAAUCAACUUGUCUACUGUCCCAAUUUGGUCUAUACGCUUCUCUACAAGCGCAGCGUCUUCGAGGGCUUCCGCAGUCAUCAUGCGUUCCAGGAUGUCAUACAAAACAUUGAUAUGGUGGUUGGUUUCUUCUCGUCGCGACUGCAGCGCGUGCAGGAGCAGCGUGGCGAGCUGGGUGUCAAUGAGGUGCUCGAGGUGAUAUCAAAAGGUGCCAGCCAAUGGUCCAGCGAUCGCCUGCGGAAAUUCCCCGAUCUGAAGUUUAAAUAUGUUGAGGAGGAUGCGCCCGAGGAGUUCUUCAUUCCAUAUGUGUGGACGUUGGUCUGUAAAUACGGCUGCGUCCAUUUCAGCUCCGAGAGCAUUAAGAGCAUUACUACGGAUAUUGCCUGCUAAUAUUAGCCACACCCUCCCCCACCCCCGACGCCCUACCGGCCACCUUUCUUCUGCUCCUCGCUGGAAACGAUUUGCUUUUUUUCCCCUUUCACCUAAUCCACUAGAAUUGAAGCCAAAAUGGUCAAAAACAUAAGCAGCAAUUAUAGCAAACGUUGACGUGUUACUGAUAUCCACAUAUAAAUCGAUGAGCUAAUUUUAAUACCUUAAACUAGGCUGCAGAGCAAAACAGUUAAGAUUAAACGCAAUACAUAAUAGAAUAUCAUAUUUUGCUACCGCUAAGUAACAAAUCAAAGUUGAGGAAAAGUUAAGCUCCAAAUGCCUAUCAAACGAUUAUACUAAUCAACAAAGACAACAAAAUCGAUAAUAUAUAUAAAA
This is a messenger RNA of Drosophila grimshawi, 2742 nucleotides long. RefSeq names its product dymeclin. The record is from RefSeq and is a predicted model, not a curated record. NCBI's taxonomy places the organism in Eukaryota, Metazoa, Arthropoda, Insecta, Diptera, Drosophilidae. Gene Ontology annotation, cellular component: Golgi apparatus. The transcript has 5 exons. Gene Ontology annotation, biological process: Golgi organization. The coding region runs from base 235 to 2367 and encodes 710 amino acids.